This is a messenger RNA of Carassius carassius (crucian carp), 1397 nucleotides long. Its product is annotated as dnaJ homolog subfamily A member 4-like. Gene Ontology annotation, molecular function: ATP binding; Hsp70 protein binding. The coding region runs from base 11 to 1198 and encodes 395 amino acids. The transcript is spliced from 7 exons. Gene Ontology annotation, biological process: protein refolding; response to heat. Gene Ontology annotation, cellular component: cytosol; cytoplasm. The record is from RefSeq and is a predicted model, not a curated record. NCBI's taxonomy places the organism in Eukaryota, Metazoa, Chordata, Actinopteri, Cypriniformes, Cyprinidae.
CCUGUCAAAGAUGGUUCGAGAAACCGGUUUCUACGAUCUGCUCGGCGUCAGUCCCAAAGCCUCGCUGGACGAGAUCAAGAAGGCAUAUCGGAAACUGGCGCUGAAAUAUCACCCGGACAAAAACCCGAACGAGGGCGAGAAAUUUAAACUAAUAUCACAAGCCUAUGAGGUCCUUUCCGAUCCCAAAAAGAGGGAUUUGUAUGACCAAGGAGGUGAACAAGCCAUAAAGGAGGGAGGCAUGGCAGGAGGAGAAUCUCCAAUGGACAUUUUCAACAUGUUCUUCGGUGGCGGAGGCAGAAUGCAGAGAGAAAGAAGAGGUAAGAAUGUGGUUCACCAGCUGGGAGUCACACUGGAGGAAUUAUACAAUGGCUCAACAAGAAAACUUGGCCUUCAGAAGAACGUGAUCUGUGAGAAAUGCGAAGGUUAUGGAGGCAAAAAAGGCACCAUUGAAAAAUGCUCAAGUUGCAAAGGAAAAGGGGUUCAGGUCCAGGUGCAACAGAUUGGACCGGGAAUGAUCCAGCAGAUCCAGAGCAUGUGCUCCGACUGCCAAGGACAGGGAGAGAGGUUCAACUCCAAAGACCGCUGCAAGAACUGCAAUGGACACAAAGUAGAGCGCAAGAAGAAGAUUCUUGAAGUCCAUAUCGACAAAGGUAUGAAGGACGGCCAGAAGAUCACAUUCAGUGGAGAAGGAGAUCAAGAGCCUGGACUGGAGCCUGGUGAUGUUAUAAUCGUACUGGACUUGAAAGAUCACCCCGUCUUCCAAAGACAAGAUGACAACCUGAUGAUGAAGAUGAAGAUCAAGCUGGUGGAGGCGCUCUGUGGGUUCAAAAAAACGAUCUGCACGCUAGAUAACCGAUUGUUGCUCAUCAGCUCACCUCCAGGUCAAGUAAUAAAACCUAAUGAUCUCAAAUGUAUUCAUAAUGAGGGCAUGCCUGUGUACAGAGACCCUUAUGAGAAAGGGCUUCUCAUCAUAAAGUUUGAGAUCGAGUUCCCAGAUAAACACUGGCUACCUGAACACAUGCUGCCUGACCUGGAGAGGCUACUUCCUGUCAGAGAACAUAUCAUGAUGUCAGAUGAUAUGGAGGAGGUGGACCUGUGUGAAGUAGACUAUGAAAGACAGGAGAGAAACCGCAGCAGUGAAGCCUAUGAUGAAGAUGAAGGGCCCAGGCAUGGUGGCGUCCAGUGCCAGACUCAGUAAAUGUCAUGUAGAAGAAACACUGGAGCAGUCCUCGUGUAGCUGCACAUGUACACUCAAUAUUAGGCUGGUUUAAUGUAGUUCUUGUGGAGCUAUACGUACAGCAAGAAUUUCCUCACCAAGCCUUACAAAACGGACCACUUUCUUUCAUUGCAAUUGUUCUUUCUGAAGUGUCUGAGGAGGAACCAGGAGUGUUUGGCAA